GCCAUGCCGCCAUUGUUAUAAAAUGAGGUGAGACCUGUUUCUUCCAAUAGUGCGUUAGCGACAUCUGUGCAUCCCACACGAUGCGGUCCUUCCGUCUGAUCCUGCAGCUUUUGGCCUUGGGCAUCACUCAGGUCCUCGGUGUGCCCCUCACGCCUCGAGACGCAGAUGCAUAUCCCACAGUGACUCUCGACUACGGGACUUACCAAGGUGUCACAUCGGGGAGCGUCACUUCGUACCUUGGGAUGAAUUACGCCCAGCCUCCAGUGGGAAACCUUCGCUUUGCAGCGCCGCAGGAGCCUGAACCAUUCACCGGGGUCGCGGAUGCGACGAGCUACGGAGCAGCGUGUCCGCAGCAGGACAUUGUGCUGCCCGACCUCUUGCCGAAGAACGUCACGAUUACUUCGGCGUCAGGCCUGAUUUCUGAGGAUUGUUUGAACCUCAACGUAAUCAAGCCAGCAAACGUUUCCGCGGGCGACAGCCUUCCUGUAUUAUUCUGGAUAUUCGGAGGUGCCUUUGAGAUAGGAGAUGCAUCGACAUACGACGGGUCGCUCUACGUGGAAAGAUCCAUCGCGCUAGGACAGCCGAUCAUCUUCGUGGCUCUGAAUUACCGCGUGAAUGCAUUUGGGUUCAUUGCUAGCCAAGAAAUCCUGGACGCGAAUGCGACCAAUCUUGGUCUUCGUGACCAGCGUCUCGCGUUGCAAUGGGUCAACAAGUACAUCUCGCAGUUCGGAGGUGACCCUGAGAAGGUGACGAUUUGGGGAGAGAGUGCAGGCGCAUUCUCCGUAGCUGCUCAUUUGGUCUGGAACGAAGGCGAUACUGGGGGUCUAUUCCGCGCCGCAGUCAUGCAAUCGGGGCCGCCGAUCUCCUUAAGAACUGUUGCCGAAGGCCAACAAUACUACGACCAACUGGUCGAGAAUACGGGCUGUUCCGGCGAGGACGAUACUCUGGCGUGUCUCCGCAGCGUGCCGUAUCUGGAACUACAGGCGGCGAUUGCUCUGAGUCCCUCCUUCUUCAGUUACCAGAGCUUGACCCUGGCAUGGGAGCCUCGGAUUGAUGGACAGGUCGUUCUGCGCAACGGGAUGAAGUAUAUACAAGAGGGCUUGUAUGCCAAGGUGCCCGUCAUCAUUGGAGAUUGCUACGAUGAGGGAACGCUUUUCUCGUUCGGUAACGUCAACGUCACGACGGAUGACGGAUUCCUCGAAUAUGUACAUUCAAACUACAUUCCUGUCGCUUCUGACUCACAAAUCGAGGCUUUGGGGGAGGCCUAUCCCUCCGAUCUUUCCGAGGGUGCACCCUAUGACACAGGCAUAUUAUGGGCGCUGACGCCGGAAUUCAAACGUCUUGCGUCUUUCCAGGGCGAUUGGUUGUGGCAAGCACCUCGCCGUUACUUCCUGGAGACAGUAUCUCAGACGCAGGAUGCAUGGUCAUAUCUCUACAAGCGUGGCACCCAGAUACCGUACCUAGGAGCUGCACACGCAACCGAUAUCCUGGAGUUUUUCGGCUCUAUCGACUACAUAGCACCGGAUGCGCUCAUCUUCUUCACCAAUAAUCUCAACCCGAAUGCUCCGGCUGAUCUCGAGUCUGGCCUUAGCAAGCUAUCAGACAUCACUUGGGACCAGUGGGGCUCGGACAUUUCGGCGCCGCCGUUGUUGACUUUCGUUGAUCCCGCACCUGAGGUGGAAAUCACCGCAGAUACAUUCCGGGCUGACGCGAUCAGCCUACUGAACGAGCUCAUGUUACUGUUCCCGUGAGCAGUGUAUAGUGUCAUGAUGUAACGA
Messenger RNA from Rhodofomes roseus, 1778 nucleotides. Its product is annotated as sterol esterase. Lineage: Eukaryota; Fungi; Basidiomycota; Agaricomycetes; Polyporales; Fomitopsidaceae. The transcript has 16 exons. The record is from RefSeq and is a predicted model, not a curated record. The coding region runs from base 81 to 1751 and encodes 556 amino acids.